AUGAAAAAUACCACAGCAGUAACAGAAUUUAUUGUUCUUGGACUGACAGGUGAUCUCCAGUGGCAGGUUGUACUUUUCAUAUUUUUUUUUGUCACAUACCUGCUAAGUGUGUCUAGACACCUGAUUAUUAUCACUCUCACUCUUGCGGAUUACAAUCCUCAGAUUCCCAUGUAUUUCUUCCUUCAGAACUUCUCUGUCCUUGAAAUAUCAUUCACAUCUGUCUGUAUCCCCAGAUUCCUUGUCACUAUUGUGACAGGAAAAACCAUUUCCUAUAAUGGAUGUGUAGCUCAGCUAUUUUUUUUUUUUUCAUUUGGGGGAGUAAUAGAAUUUUACUUUCUGGCUGCCAUGUUCUAUGAUUGCUAUAUGGCCAUCUUCAAACCUCUUCAUUAUAACCUAAUAAGCAGCAGAAUCUGUAUCCUUCUUGUCUUUAGCUCAUGGCUUGCAGGGCUCCUGAUAAUCUUUCCACCAAUAAUCCUUCUGCUGCAGUUGAAUUUCUGUGCCUCUAAUAUAGUUGAUCAUUUUAUCUGUGACUCUUCCCCAAUUUUGCAGCUUUCUUGCACAAACACUCACUUUCUAGAACUCAUGUCAUUUACUUUAGCUGUAGUAACACUCAUGGUCACCUUGGCUUUAGUUACUCUCUCCUACACAAAUAUCAUCUGGAUAAUUUUGAAGAUUCCUCCUGCAAAUCAAAGGAAAAAUGUCUUUUCUACUUGUUCUUCCCAUAUGAUAGUUGUCUCCCUUUCCUAUGGCAGCUGCAGCUUCAUGUAUAUUAAGCCUUCUGCUAGAGAAAGGGUAACUUUAAACAAGGGAGUAGCUGUGCUCAACACCUCUGUUGCCCCAAUACUAAGGCCUUUUAUAUAUUCCCUGAAAAAUCAGCAGGUAAAACAGUCCUCUAAGAAUUUGUCCAAGAAAUGUCUGCCCCCUGCUCCUGGUCCCUCUGCACCAAAAUUACCUCUCACUGCGCGAUCCUCUCUCCCUCUGCCUUCUACGAUACAGGCCUCUCCCAGCAGCUCUGCUCUGCCCUCUGAUACCUUCUCGCCGCCCACCUACCCCACACUAGGUCACAUUCAUUGUGCCCUUCCACCCCACACUAGGUCACAUUCAUUGUGCCCUUCCGGCGAGCAGCGUGAUUUUUCCAGCUUGCCCUGUAAAUGCCAUGCUCGCCAUGUUCGGGCAGCUGCCGCGGUGAUGGAGCACUGCCAUGUUUGGGUAGUUGCCAUGGCAACGAGGUGCUGCCAUGUUCAGGUAGUUACUAUGGCGUUGGGGCGUCGCCAUACUCAGAAGGGUCAUGUGCUGAACCGCCAUGUUUGGUUGGUUACCAUGGUGACAGGGUGCCGCCAUGUUUGUUCUGGUCUUGUGGUCAAUGGGCCCCCCCUUGUGGCUCCUCUUGUGAUCAGCAACAGCCGCCUUGUGGUGGUCCGCAUGGUGACAGCCCACAACAAUCCUCUCAUUUCAAGGCAUGCAGUGCAAUGCCAUCUACCUGUGUUUCCUCGUCCCAGGAUGAGCGGCAGCCACUCUAGUUCUAUAGCUGCUCUUCAGAUAAUUACUCACAUGCAUCUACCGGGUGGAUAG
Cavia porcellus (domestic guinea pig) is the source of this 1572-nucleotide messenger RNA. RefSeq names its product olfactory receptor 6C75-like. Gene Ontology annotation, molecular function: olfactory receptor activity; G protein-coupled receptor activity. Gene Ontology annotation, biological process: G protein-coupled receptor signaling pathway. Gene Ontology annotation, cellular component: membrane. The record is from RefSeq and is a predicted model, not a curated record. Lineage: Eukaryota; Metazoa; Chordata; Mammalia; Rodentia; Caviidae.